UUUCAUCACAUAUUUCAUUUCAACCAUCACUAUUUCCAUUUCAUAGCUCAAAAACAAGUGCAUAAAAAUGAAAAUGGAAAUUUCAUUCACAUGCAUUUUGCACUGCAUUUCACAUUUUUGAAAAAAAAAAGAAAAAGGAAAUAGAGGUUCUUUCAAGAUAAAUUCAUGAAAAGUCCAUCUUUUAGACAUCAAAAUAAUUUUGGAGCAUCACAUCAUCCAUUUUCUCCAAGUAUCACACCAUUCAUUUUUUCUUCAGGCUUCAUGGCAUUUGCUUUCUUUUCAAAGAAAUGAUAUUUCAUAUGAAUGCCAAUUUAAUGGGUUGCAAUAGUGAAUCGCCAGCUUUUCUUUUGAAACAUGCUUGGCAUACUUAAUGAAGAAAAAUCCAUGCUUUAGGAUACAACUCCACACACAUUAUCACUUUAGAGCAUAUGUAUCUUCUUGCAUCCUUUGUCUAUUGUUGAGCAUCCAUGUUUAUUUCUUGUCUUGCAUUCCCAUAAUCUUGUUUGAUUCUCUGCCUUCGACAAUUGAAAUAUGGAUUCAUACAUGGUCAAGUGCGAUUCUUCGUCAAUCAAGACACCUUUUGAAAUAUUCAUCCAUGGAGAAAGUUUUGACCAACAAAGGAUUGAGGAGAUUUCCAAUUGCAAGCAUCUCUCUCCUAUCAUUCACAAUUGCCAAGUCUAGGGGGGCAAGCUUAGAAAGACAUGAACCAAGAGCAGCCUUGAAGAUCAAAAGCUCAGGCACAUCACACUUUAUAUGGCUCUAGCAAUCAAGGGAUUCUCUAAGGAAAAGAAUGCAACUACUCAUUGAACAAUUGUACUUUGAAAGAUCUAGGAGUCAGAUUUUGCUAAGGACUUGAAUGCUACCAUGUUGAUGUACUUAGUGUGAUGUACUAGGCUUUUGCUUUGUAAUGAAUGAUCUUUGUAAUGCAUGUUGAACUGCUUGUAAGUGUUUUUUUCUAUAGCCCUUGAAGUCUAUGGAAAUCUCAAGGCGUUCAAAGAUAUUUUGCUUCAUCUGAGGCUCCUUAAGGAUUGGAAAUCAACAAUGUGUGAAUCC
This is a messenger RNA of Rubroshorea leprosula, 1053 nucleotides long. NCBI's taxonomy places the organism in Eukaryota, Viridiplantae, Streptophyta, Magnoliopsida, Malvales, Dipterocarpaceae. The record is from the annotation of a GenBank genome assembly.